CUUGUGUACAGUGCGGUGCUGUGUGUCGCGGCGGCGGAGCGGUGCUUCCCCGACGGCUUCAAGUUCGGCACCGCCACCGCCUCCUACCAAAUUGAGGGCGGGUGGAACGCCAGCGACAAGGGCGAGAGCAUCUGGGACCGGUUCGUGCACUCCAGGCCCGAGGCCAUCGGCGACCGGAGCAACGGCGACGUGGCCUGCGACUCCUACCACAAGUGGAGGGAUGAUAUUCAGCUGCUCGAGGACCUUAAUGUGGACUUCUACAGAUUCUCGAUAUCCUGGCCGCGGGUGCUGCCGACCGGUUUCCCGAACCGCGUGAGCGAGGACGGCGCGCGGUACUACGGCGACCUGAUCGACGGGCUGCUGGGGAAUGGCAUUGAGCCCGUGGUGACCUUAUAUCACUGGGAUCUGCCUCAACCUCUUCAGGACUUGGGAGGCUGGACCAACCCGUUGAUCUCGGAGUGGUUCGCGGACUACGCUCGUGUGAUCUACGACCUGUACGGGGAUCGCGUCAACACCUGGGUCACCUUCAACGAGCCCACAGCCAUCUGCGACAUUGGGUACAAUGACGCCCUUGCUCCGGGGCUGGAGUCCGAGGGGCGCGGGUCGUAUCUGUGCACGAAGCAUGUGUUGCUUGCGCACGCGAAGGCCUACAGGCUGUAUGAGAAAGAGUUCAAGCCUAAAUAUCAAGGGCAGGUGUCGCUGACCAACCACAUGAUGUGGUUCGAGCCUGAGACGGAAGCGGACACCGAGCUCACGGAACUCGUUAAAGCCAUUUCGAUCGAUCGGUACUGUUAUCCCAUCUUCUCUGCGACGGGGGGCUGGCCGCCGGCGCUGGAGCGCUACAUAGCACAGAAGAGCGCAGAAGAAGGCGAGCCGCGCUCCAGGCUGCCCCCCUUCACGCAGGAGGAGAUCCAGCUGAUUAGGGGAUCAUACGAUUACCUCGGUCUGAAUCACUACACGACGCGCACGGUGCGGCGCGCCGCCGCGGGCGAGGAGAUCGGUACUUAUCUAUUCGAGGGGGUGAAGGAGCUUGGCGUCACGCUGGGCGCCAGGCCGGAGUGGCCCACCACCAUGUCUACCUGGUUUACGGUGUAUCCCCCGGGUUUCCGCGCCCUGCUCUCCUACGUGAAGCAGCAAUACGGAGACGUGGGGAUCUUCAUCAUGGAGAACGGGCUGUCGGACUCCGGGACGGACCUGGACGACCAGCCCCGGGUCGACUACUAUAGGGACUACUUGGAGCAGGUGCUGCUGGCCAUGGAAGAGGACGGAGUGCAGGUGGUGGGGUACACCGCGUGGUCGCUUAUGGACAACUUCGAGUGGAUGGACGGAUACCAGUCUCGCUUCGGUCUGCACCACGUGGACUUCACGUCGCCCUCGCGCACGCGCACGGCGCGGCGCUCGGCCAAGUACUACGCGGCCGUCGCGCGCACCAAGGACAUCGACGCCAAAUACGAGUUCGACAAGAUGGCCGAGUUGUAGAUGUAGACAAAAUGG
Molecule: messenger RNA, 1494 nt
Organism: Cydia strobilella
Lineage: Eukaryota; Metazoa; Arthropoda; Insecta; Lepidoptera; Tortricidae
Product: myrosinase 1-like
Exons: 11
Biological process (GO): carbohydrate metabolic process
Molecular function (GO): beta-glucosidase activity
Source: RefSeq, a predicted model, not a curated record